GCUUCUUCACGAGUCGCAGCCCACUUUUGUUGUCCUCUUUAGAUCUCUCUCUCUCUAUCUCUCUCUUUUUCUUCUUAAUUCAAGAGAUCCUCUUAUUACACAACACUAAAAGUCAAUUCGAUCGCUUGUCUUAAUAAUCCAUAAGCUUGUGAUUUUGGGUUUGGAACUUGGGAACGAUGUCAAAGUUUCAGAGCAAUUUCAACCAGAAGAUAGAUUAUGUCUUCAAGGUAGUAUUGAUCGGCGACUCUGCUGUUGGUAAAUCUCAGCUCCUCGCUAGGUUUUCAAGAAACGAGUUCAGUAUCGAAUCUAAAGCAACCAUCGGUGUCGAGUUUCAGACAAGAACACUUGAGAUCGAUCAUAAAACUAUCAAAGCUCAGAUAUGGGACACUGCUGGUCAAGAACGGUAUCGAGCGGUGACGAGUGCAUACUAUAGAGGAGCGGUAGGGGCAAUGCUAGUUUACGACAUAACGAAACGACAGUCGUUUGAUCAUGUAGCGAGAUGGUUAGAAGAAUUGAGAGGGCACGCUGACAAAAACAUUGCGAUUAUGCUUAUAGGAAACAAGACUGAUCUCGGGUCACUUCGAGCUGUACCAACCGAGGAUGCUAAAGAAUUUGCUCAAAGAGAAAACCUGUUUUUCAUGGAGACAUCAGCCUUGGAUUCCAACAAUGUCGAGCCGUCUUUUCUCACGGUUCUGACCGAGAUCUAUCGAAUCGUGAGCAAAAAGAAUCUUGUUGCCAAUGAGGAAGGAGAAUCUGGAGGAGACUCUUCCCUCUUGCAAGGAACUAAAAUUGUUGUUGCUGGAGAAGAGACUGUUACUAAAGGGAAGGGUUGUUGUGGAACAUCAUAGAGAAUCAGUUUCCUUAUCUUUUCUUGCUCUCUUUGACUGCAUAAAUAAUGUGUCUACUUUGUAUGUAAGCAGCUGUGGAAGAUAGAGUUGAAUGAGUUGAGCAUUUGUAUACUUAAUUGAGUUGUGUUUAUUCAGGAUACUACAAUACAAGUUUUUUGGAUUA
Molecule: messenger RNA, 1011 nt
Organism: Camelina sativa (false flax)
Lineage: Eukaryota; Viridiplantae; Streptophyta; Magnoliopsida; Brassicales; Brassicaceae
Product: ras-related protein RABA4c
Molecular function (GO): GTPase activity; GTP binding
Source: RefSeq, a predicted model, not a curated record